AUGACCAAUACGCCCGACCCCGAAAUCUCAGUGCCUGAAGAAGAAACGCCAGCUCAGCGUCAAGCGCGGAUUCGAAGACAGAAACGAGAGGCCAAGGUCAGCAGCAAUGCCACUGAACGUCUCGACAAGAUCACGCGGUUGAGCGGGCGUACUCCAGAGAGCAUGCGCAGAGAGUCUCCUGUCCCGACCCCACCUCGAACGAUCACACCUUCGCCGCUCCCGUCGAACGAGAUUCCUGAUCCCGAACAGAUACGUUUACAGCAAGAAUAUCUAAGAUCAAUGCUGAGGCAACCACUACCCGACGGGUCAGAAAACCAGACGCAACAGGAAGAGGAUCCCUUGAUGAAGAUGAUGCAGGCCAUGAUGGGAGGUAUGGGAGGCGACCCAAACAAUCCCAACAUUUCUGCGGGCGGUUUGGGACUGGGAGCCGGACUAUCUGCCGGAGAUCUGUCCAAGGCUACUGGACUCCCGCCAUUUAUAGCAGACAAGUUGUUUGGAGGACCAAAGGCGGUGCCCAGCAAAGCCGAGAUACAAGCGACGAGGUUCUGGAAAAUGGUCCAUGUGAUUUUCGCCGUGAUGGUAGGCCUUUAUCUGGUGUCGAGCCUUCGUAAAUCAACACUAGCGUUUGGCGAAAACCCGCCGGCUCCGGCAACCUUCCAGAAUCCGUUCAUCAUGUUCGCGACUGGCGAACUGCUCCUUCAGACCACCAAGGUGGCGUCCAAAGGUCAUUCGGGUAGAAGCGGGUUUGGGUUGUGGAUACAGGUAAUUAGAGACAUCCUCGGCGACGGGGCGAUACUUGUGUUUCUCAUGGGAGCCGCAACAGCUCUGAAGAUACUGUGA
Molecule: messenger RNA, 840 nt
Organism: Exophiala aquamarina CBS 119918
Lineage: Eukaryota; Fungi; Ascomycota; Eurotiomycetes; Chaetothyriales; Herpotrichiellaceae
Exons: 2
Coding region: 1-840 (279 amino acids)
Biological process (GO): retrograde vesicle-mediated transport, Golgi to endoplasmic reticulum
Source: RefSeq, a predicted model, not a curated record